This is a messenger RNA of Scomber japonicus (chub mackerel), 2515 nucleotides long. It is a transcript of the gene glis1a, whose product is annotated as zinc finger protein GLIS1. The record is from RefSeq and is a predicted model, not a curated record. The coding region runs from base 1 to 1845 and encodes 614 amino acids. Lineage: Eukaryota; Metazoa; Chordata; Actinopteri; Scombriformes; Scombridae. The transcript is spliced from 8 exons. Gene Ontology annotation, biological process: regulation of transcription by RNA polymerase II. Gene Ontology annotation, molecular function: RNA polymerase II cis-regulatory region sequence-specific DNA binding; DNA-binding transcription factor activity, RNA polymerase II-specific. Gene Ontology annotation, cellular component: nucleus.
AUGUGGCCCCCCGACCUCGGGCCUCCAGAUGUCCAGCUGACCCUUCCUGGUUUUGGGAGUGUGUUUGAAGAUGCGGAGGACCCUCAGGCGCCGCUGUCUUCCAGUGGCUUCUGCCAGUCAUCGAUCCAUUCAGGUGGUUUGGGCGUGUGCUGUCUUCCAAGGACUUCCCUGUCCCUGUCCUCUCUGGGCCGUGACCUCACCUCCCUGCUCAGCUGUAAGACGAAUGGAUCCCAUGUUGAUAAAAAAAUGGAGGACUUUGCCACCACAGCACACACAGACACCAAGAACAACACCCAGAGGUUCAGUUGUUACCCCCAGCCCUCUCUUCCUAUAUCUUACAUGCUCACCAGCUGUGCCACAUCUUCCUCUUUCUGUACCCCACCAUCCUCUCUUUCCUCCUCCUCCUCCUCCUCAUCUUUAUUCUUUACCUCUUCCUUGCCUCUUUCUGAUGCACUUGGGGCCAACAGCAAACCUUCUCAGCAACAGCAAAAGCUACUGGAAGAGUAUCACUCAAUAAAACAAGAGCCAGCAGAUGAUUUCCUGCCCUGUAAGAGGGAGCCGUUUCAACUUAACAACCAGCAGGGGGAGCUGUACCAUGUGGGCCAGCCCCUCCAGGGCCUUGACGGUCAGGACAGUACCCCUCUUCAUUCACCCAGACUUAACGGACCCACAGGACAGGACGCCACUGGGGACCAGCAAGAUCAACCGUGUCAUUGGAUCGACUGUAGUGCCGCUUACAGCAGCCAGGAGGAGCUGGUGAGGCACAUCGAGAAGGUGCAUAUUGACCAGCGCAAAGGGGAGGAGUUUGCCUGUUUCUGGGCUGGUUGUGUGCGGCGCCACAAGCCCUUCAACGCUCGCUACAAGCUGCUGAUCCACAUGAGAGUCCACUCUGGAGAAAAACCCAAUAAAUGCAUGUUUGAGGGCUGCUCCAAGGCCUUUUCGCGUCUGGAGAACCUGAAGAUCCACCUGAGGAGCCACACAGGAGAGAAACCGUAUAUCUGUCAGCAUCCCGGCUGCCUCAAGGCCUUCAGCAACUCCAGCGACCGAGCCAAACACCAGCGCACACACCUGGACACGAAGCCGUACGCCUGUCAGAUCCCAGGAUGCACCAAGCGCUACACCGACCCCAGCUCGUUACGAAAGCACGUCAAAGCUCAUUCAGCCAAAGGCCUUCAGGACAGGGAGGUCAAGGUUCAAGUGCACUCUUUGCUGGAAUCGGAAAUUUUAAGUGACUGUCUGGCAAGGCAGCAUCUCCACAGCUCCGCCUCCCACCAAGGAAACAGCUCACCUUUACCGGGCAUAGAUGACUUCACAGGUGUGUACUCAAACAGCAGCACCGUCCAUAACAGAGGGAGUUCGGAGUUUCUGCCUCCAUCAUCAGACACCUGCUCGAGGUAUCAAGGCAUGGAGGGAAACACCAGCAGCCGAUUAUCUUCGUUAACAAGCCCAGGGAGCAUGAGAGAAGAGAACCGACCGACAUUGUUGUUCAUGUCUGCUGACGUCAGCCCAGUGAGCUCCUCAUCAGAUGGGGCGGACGUCCGGCUGCAGGGUUACCACAAAAACUACAACCACCAACAGCAAGUGUUUUCACAGCAGCAGCAAGGCUGUUUGUAUGGAGAAGGAAAAGUGGUUCAACCUGCCAACGAUGGAGACUUUGAAGCCUCUGGUUAUUUUACGAACUCUUCCACCUCUCACUCUACAGGGUUUGACUUGUUGCAGGACCUCCAGGGCCAGGCAGGGGGCGGGUACUCCAUGUCUCCUUGCCCAGACGACAACUUCCUCUUCCAGGCAGGAGGUGUCGACCGCUGCCUCAAUCAGAUCUACUCCAUCUACCUGGACUCAUGAUGACGACCCAGAACCAAAAGAACAAAACAAAAGUUAGAAUCACUUUGUUUUCCCAAGAACAAAAAGCAGCAUGUAUGAUGUACUGUAUGACAGCAGACAAUCACACCAACAAACAACAUACUGUAUAUUCAAGGCUGACGUUUUGUUUUUUUCUACUUGUGAAAAAUGUGCCAAUAAGAGCUUUAAUAGUACAAACUAAUUAAAAUAUCCAUGAGGCAGAGCUGUUUGGUCAAAUUAGAAAUAGCAGUGACUUUUAUAUUCAGAAAUGACCACAGCAUUUGUGAUCUGGAUAGAAUGAGCUAUGAGCUUUAGGUCAGGUAACUGGCUCUCCGGCUCUGCCACUGAUGUUAAACUCAACCGAUGGCGUUAUUUUUGCAUCCUCAGCAGCUUUUCCGUCAUAAAAUGUUAAAAGGGAAAGCUUUGACCCUAAAUGGGAUCCUAAACUAUAGUGAAUCCUUAUCUGGGAUCAAUUUAUGAAUCUGUUAGUGCCAUAAGAUAAGAAGAAAAUACCACAAACAAAAGCAUACAUAGUUCUACUUUUAAAUUAUAACAAAAUUAUAGAAAUUAUUUUUUAAAUUACUUUGCUCUAAUUGUAUUCCUUUUUUCUGUAAAAUUGGAUAGUUUUCUCCUUCAUUGACCUUAACAGUCAUAUAAAUGAGUGUCAGAGAAG